This is a messenger RNA of Oryza sativa Japonica Group (Japanese rice), 1502 nucleotides long. The record is from RefSeq and is a predicted model, not a curated record. NCBI's taxonomy places the organism in Eukaryota, Viridiplantae, Streptophyta, Magnoliopsida, Poales, Poaceae.
AGUUUCGAUCCAAUACCCCCCUCUUGUUGCUGACGUGUCACGGCGCAAUGGUCAAUGGGUUUGGAGGUCAAUAGGGGACAGAGCUCGCUAUCCAUCCCGAAUCCCAAUUCCCUACUCCCAAAUCCCAACCUCCCAUUCAUCGGGUCGUGUCGCCGCCGACGAACAACACGGCGAGCGGCGCCGGUGGCGAGCUACCUACCCUCCAUCUCUCCAGAUCCCUUCCAGGGACAGUACAAGACAAGUCGCACAAAACAGAAAAUCUUGUGAUAGUUUAAAUGGCUUCAAAGCUUCAAGCCUUUUGGAACCAUCCUGCUGGCCCCAAAACCAGUUUGUUAUCUCUUUGUGCUACUGUAACAAUUUGUUGGCACCACUGUUUAUCUUAGGUCUAUGAUUAUUGUUUCUGAUCCGAAAAUAAUUAUUACCCUGAAAGCUUGCUACUUCCUGUAGUCAUGAAAACAUGUUCUUUUGGACAUGUCUCAGAUUCUCAACUCAAACUUUCAAGACUUUAAACAUCAUUAUCUUUUCAAAUAUUUUGAUCGGAUGCAUGAAAAUAGUAUUUGUCUAGAAAAGUACUUACACAAUACCAUAAGUUUAUUGGGUUUUAAAAAUAUAUUGCAAUAGAAAUGAGUGGUGAAAGUUGAAUUAUGUGACUCCUUGGAUAACCAAAAACACAUGUCAUCAUGACUGGAGGGGGAGUACUUCGCACUGAAGCAUGGGCCAGCUCAAGUGGCUCAAUACUUUUUUUUUUUGCAUUUCAAUUUUGUGUGAUGGUUAUCUACCAGAUGGUGCAUUUAACCUGUUAUUUGUUGACCUUCGUUGUCGCAGUUCAUUUCUGGGCUCCGACAUUUAAAUGGGGUAUUAGUAUUGCCAAUGUUGCAGACUUUGCUAAGCCACCUGAAAAGAUAUCCUAUCCACAGCAAGUUGCUGUUGCUUGCACUGGAGUCAUUUGGUCACGCUACAGUAUGGUUAUAACACCAAAAAACUGGAAUCUAUUCAGUGUUAACGUUGCAAUGGCCGGCACAGGCUUGUAUCAGCUUUCCCGUAAAAUAAGGAAAGAUUACUUUUCUGAUCAGAAGGAUGAUGUUGCAUCAUUGGAAGGAUAAUGAUGACUGACAUGAUGAAAACCCGGCCCACAACCUUUGAGCGAUACUCAACUCACUCUGAAUUGCAGAGACGCGUCGUUUUCUCCAAGACAGGAACCUGUCGUUUGUUUCUAUGUUUCUCUUGCACCAAUUUAUGGAUCGAUCUGGAAUGUUACAUCCCAAAAAAAAAAAUCAAAUAAUCUUUUUGACAAUCUCUGCGAAUAAAUGUGCAAAUACAUCAAGUAGUCUCUCCUUUAUGUUUCUCCGUUGUUUAUUCACAUGUUUUGCUAAGAAGCUGUUACAGCGAACAAUCUUUCUGUUUGCUAUCUGAAGUUACUACAUUGUAACCUGGCUUUCAGCUUUCAGAUUACCGUACCCUGUCUGGUAAUCGAAUGAUUAAAGUUUGCUGUGAUUUUCUGA